UGUUACAUCAUUAGAAUGAAUCCUUUGUGUGAAGUUCUCCUCGUCAUUUGGCUGCUAUUCUGGAUACCAAUCACAGCCGUUGUCCGUACAGUUAGUCUUUGGCUCGGCUUGGUGAAGUACAAGAACGUGGAUGGAGAAGUGGUGGUUAUCACAGGUGCUGGCAGCGGAAUCGGUCGUCUGAUGGCUUUGGAAUUUGCAAAACGCAACGCCAUUGUUGCAUUGUGGGAUAUUAAUGAGAAAGAAAACAACCUAGUAGCUGAGGAAAUUACUCGGAACGGAUUUAAGGCUCAUGCGUACUACUGCGACUGCAGCAAAAGAGAAGAUAUCUACAGAGUUGCCAAACGAGUGACCGAUGAGGUUGGAGAGGUGACGUUCCUAGUGAAUAACGCCGGUAUAGCGACAGGGAAGAAUAUUCUGGAUUGCCCGGAUAACCUAAUUCAGAAAACAAUAGAUAUCAAUACAAUGGCACACAUUUGGACGUUGAAAGCUUUUUUGCCUGGAAUGGUGAAAAGAAAUCAUGGCCAUGUAGUUACUAUUGCAUCAGGUGCUGGUCUGUUUGGUGUCAAUCGUUUACUUGACUACUCUGCCUCAAAAUUUGCCGCUGUUGGCAUUGAUGAGUCUCUAAGAAUUGAACUUACUGUGGAGGGAAAGACUGGAGUAAAGACAACAUGCGUCUGUCCAUUUUAUAUCAGCACAGGAAUGUUUGAAGGAGUUCAGACAAGGUUUCCGAGAUUGUUGCCGAUUGUAACUCCAGAGUAUGCUGUCAGCAGGAUCACGGAAGCAGUUCUUACAGAUGAACCUCUUCUAGUGAUGCCUCGUCUGGUCUAUCUGAUGUACAUGCUGAAAGGCAUUCUACCGGCUCAACUGACAUUGGCCAUUGGUCAGAGAUUUGGUGUCACUCAGUCGAUGGAUCACUUUGUUCAAACUCGGCCUAAACAAGAGUGACACAGGCAGGCAAGAUUGACACUGUAUGUACUGUUUUUUGCUGCAGUCGUUAUAUGUUUGGGUUUAUACACAUCAUUUGUGAUACAUUUGUUGCUAUUUGAGUUUUUAAGCAAAAUUAGGGAAAGGUUGUUGCAUGCGUUUGCUUCAUGUAUUCAUAUUUGUACUUAGAACGAAAGCACAUUGGCUUCUGCAGGUAUAGGAAUAGCAAGAAUUUCGAAUGUGGUGGCUGCAAAAGUGAGGAACAUAUUAUCAGAUUCAUGCCAAAUGAACACAACAAAUGGUAUUGUAUUUUCUUUUCAAUUUUUCUUUUGGCGUUUUUCAUAACCACAGUAAAGGUGUCAGACUUAAUACUUGUAUUAAUAAUUUUGGCCAGUGACUAUUUUUUGGU
Messenger RNA from Corticium candelabrum, 1333 nucleotides. RefSeq names its product epidermal retinol dehydrogenase 2-like. The transcript has 4 exons. NCBI's taxonomy places the organism in Eukaryota, Metazoa, Porifera, Homoscleromorpha, Homosclerophorida, Plakinidae. Bases 16 to 945 code for a protein of 309 amino acids. Gene Ontology annotation, molecular function: oxidoreductase activity, acting on the CH-OH group of donors, NAD or NADP as acceptor. The record is from RefSeq and is a predicted model, not a curated record. Gene Ontology annotation, cellular component: lipid droplet.